Messenger RNA from Cannabis sativa, 567 nucleotides. RefSeq names its product salutaridinol 7-O-acetyltransferase. Lineage: Eukaryota; Viridiplantae; Streptophyta; Magnoliopsida; Rosales; Cannabaceae. The transcript has a single exon. Bases 1 to 567 code for a protein of 188 amino acids. The record is from RefSeq and is a predicted model, not a curated record.
AUGGAAAAAAUCAUAAAAGUUGAGAUUAUAUCAAGAGAUAUUGUAAAGCCAUCAUCUCCAACUCCCACUCAUCUUAAAAAUUACAACCUUUGUCUUUUGGAUCAAUUCUAUCCCGAAUUCCAUUGUGGCAUAAUCCUUUUCUACUCCUCACCACAAACUAAUUACCACCAAAACGACAACCAAAACUAUUGUCGUACACUCAAGAAUUCAUUGGCUGAUACCUUAACCGACUUUUACCCCAUAGCUGGUAGAUUCAAAGACACGUCAUCAAUCGAUUGCAACGACCAAGGCGCUUGUGUCGUUCAAGCCAAAAUCAACUCCAGCCUAUCUAACUUUCUCGGCGGCUUGAGCCAGCCGAGCUGUAGUAAUAGUGUCCAGAAAAAUUUGAAGAUGUUUAUACCGAGUUUGGAUUCUGUAACAAUGGAAUCGGCUUCGAGUUCCAUUCUUAUCGCUCAACUCACUGAGUUCGAAUGUGGUGGAAUCGCGAUCUGCUUCUCCCUCAUGCACCGGUUCUGCGAUCUUGCAUCGGUCGUCGUUUUUCUCAGAUCUCCAGAGAAAAGAAGAUGA